ACAACUCCACCUCUCUCUUUCUCCCCGUCCUUCCUUCCUCUCCUCUCGCUCUCCAUUGGACGCUUCCAGCCUCCGUCGUUGGAGGACAACUGCCACAGCACGUAUUCUAGCCAAUCAGACAGCCAGUAUGGCUCCCCGCCCCGGGGUUGGUCAGAAGAGCUGGAUGAGCAUGGACACACUCUGUAUGUUAGUGACUAUACUAAUGAGAAGGUACUGGGGACUCUCUCUCUGUGUCUGUCUUCACUGUCAUGGCCUCUGAGUUGGCCUCUUAGUUCUGCUCUAUAUUACACAUAGACCGGACCACUGCACCACAAUAGGUGAAUUUUCAGUGAAGUCAGUGAUGCUCAUCUAGUCUCCUGUGUGUGUGUGUUUCCGUGUCCGUGUCCGUCCAGUGGAUAAAGCAUGUGGAUGAACAGGGCCGACCCUACUACUACAGUGCUGACGGCUCAAGAUCUGAGUGGGAGCUGCCCAAGGUAUGGCCCAGCCCCAGUACACUACCUCCAAUUUACCCUGCGUUCGUAACCAAGUGGGAAAAUUCUACUUGACCGCCCCUCCAACUGGUAUAUUACUAGUGGGAAACUCGUCUAUCAUCCCUGAGCUCCGACUUCUCCCACAUGCUGACCUCUGAUGUCACCUACCAAGGAAAUGACCUCCAUAACAGCAUUUUCUGCAGUUAAAUGCAAAACAUUAUUUAUAAAAAGCAAUCUAUUCAUAUGUUUUUUUAAACACUGUCAUUUGUUUACAAAUAUGGUAGCUGUACUUUUAGCUUAUGGUUUAUGCAGCUUCUUGGCCACUAGCCAAUAUAUUUUUAAUUUUUACGUGUACUUUUUACCAGUUUUUCUCCCCAAUUUCGUGAUAUCCAAUUGGUAGUUAGUCUUGUCCCAUCGCUGUAACUCCCGUACGGACUCGGGAGAGGCGAAGGUCGAGAGCCAUGCAUCCUCCGAAACACGACCCUGCCAAGCCGCACUGCUUCUUGACACAAUGCUUUCUUAACCCGGAAGCCAGCCGCACCAAUGUGUCGGAGGAAACACAUACAACUGGCGACCGUGUCAGCAUGCAUGCGCCCGAUCCGCCACAGGGAGUCGCUAGAGCGCGAUGGGACAAGGACAUCCCGGCUGGCUAAACCCUCCCCUAUCCCGGACGCCACUGGGCCAAUUGUGCGCCGCCUCAUGGGUCUCCCGGUCGCGGCCGGCUGCGACACAGCCCGGGAUCCAAUCUGCGUUUCUCAAUGAGUUCAAAGCACGUGAAUGCAUCCAACUGGUAUUUACAACUUCACAGCUGGUAAUUUCCACCAUCCCAGUUGGUUAUGAACACAGCAUUGGUUGAAUAGUUUGGACUGAUUGCUUGUCCCCAAACAUAUUUAGGCUUAUUUGUUUCAUAAAAGUUCAGUUGUCGUGUCGUUCUAUGUUUGCAGGGGUUGAUGUUAUUAGUAAAUCUGGAUGAGGUGAGUCACAGAGGAGGAGGCAUACUACAAGAGACAAGAGAGAGAUGCGGAGGGAGAGAGAGGAGAGGGAGAGAGAUUAGGAGAGCGAGAGUCGCAGAAGAGAAGAGAGCGGAGAGAGGAGAGAGAGAGGAGAGAAGAGAGAGAGAGAGGGAGAGAGAGAGAGAGAGAGAGAGAGAGAUCGAGAGAGAUAGAGAUCGAUAGCUCUCUCUUCGAUUCUCUCUCUAUCUAUCUAUCUCUCUCUCUCUCUCUCUCUCUCUCUCUCUCUCUCUCUCUCUCUCUCUCUCUCUCUCUCUCUCUCUGCAGUACAACCAUUCCCCUUCUCCCCUGCCGGGCGGAGGAGACACCCCUAAGAGCCGCAGUCUGGACAGGAAGCAUGUAGAGCCCAUCGUCCUGACCAAGUGGAGACACAGCACCUACGUACUGGACACCAACGACAAGGUGAGAUGCCCCAAAUAAUUAAAGUUUCUUUAUAGGUCCAAUUUCUAGUCUCUGAGGUAUCUUGUCUAGUGAGUGUGUUUAUUAUGUGAAUAUGAGAUGUAGUUGUAGUCUUGAGUCCCAAAUGGCAACAGGGCCCUGGUCAAAAGUAAUGCACUACAUAGGAAUAGGUUGCCAUUUGGAACACGAUCAUGAUGUGAAUGUGAGGGGUAGUUGUAGACUCAUGAUUCUGUUCUGCAGUGACUCAUCAAAAACAACAGGCGUUUCCGUACAAGCUCUGGCCGCCCCCACCCUUACAGACAGACAAAAGUCAGUGCCCCUCCCCCACGGUGCCCCUACACCCUCCAAUCCCAGCAGCCAAUCACCUUGCUUGAUAAUCAUAGAGAGCGAGAAUGAUCACAUCCUUCAUCUAAUCAAAUGAUACCUUCAUCCAAUCAGGCCUAUCACGUUCCGAGCUUGCUGCCACUUCCUCUUGUUAAUUCCCAUUGAUCUGAAAAACGAAUUUAAUGAUGACCCAUUGAUCACUUCUAUAAUCUAUCAUUAUAAUAAUAUAAUCUAUAAUCACUUCUAUAAUCUACAAUAAUCUACGUAGUAGUGAUGUAAGCAUGGCAAUAUCGACCUUUCCUUUCCCUCAGUUAGUAGUUUGAUUUGAGCUACAAUCUAAAUGUAUUAACUGCAUGGUUUAAUUAUGUUAUUUUGAAAGAAUACUUGAUAACAUUCAACAACUCUGCUUUCUGGAACAUCCCUCUGUAGUACUCUGUAGUUCUUAGACGGUGUUGUCAUUCUCAUCACUAGGACGCUGAGUUGGGCCCCAAGGUCCCCGGCUCUCCUGACUCCAACUGCUCAGACCCCUCGUCCCCCAAGCCCCCAACCUCUGUUAGUAUCCCCCUCUCUCUCUCUCCUCUCCUGUAGUGUGGCCUUCCCUCUGUUCUCUGUGUGCUCCUCUUCUGUCUUCUCCUGUUCUACUGUUGUGGUCCCCUGAUGUCCAUUUUCAUAGAAAAUGGUAGAAAAUCAGUAGAAACUCUUGUCUCUUGUCUUGCCUGAAUUGUCAAAUGACGUUUUGCUCUGCUGGUGACUCUGUAAAUAUUCGACCUGUAUUGGAACCAAAUAGUGGUGGUGGUGGUGACUGUAACCCUCUAUCACAGACUAGACUGUGGGGGAACUAUUAAGUGUUGUCCUGCUGUGGUUUCUCUGCCUGAUGUCAGUCAUACUAAAGCUUCUACUUUCUUGUCUACUCUUUCCUUCAGUCUCUCUGGUUUGGGUUGUUUGUUUGGGCUGCUUUUUGUAUGUUUGUGUCCCUUUUGGUCAAAAGUGGUGCACUAUAUAGGAAAUAGGGUGUCAUUUGGGACAGAGAAUGUGUAUAGCUUUUUUCCCUGUCAGUUGUGUCUAGCCCUGUCUACAUGUGAUGAUGAUGUGUCUCCCUUUGUUUCUCUGCAGCCUUCAGAGAAGUGUGGUGUUCUCAAUGUGACCAAGAUCACUGAGCAUGGCAAAAAAGUACGGUGAGUGGUACUGGCUUUGGGACAGGAAUAUCCUACACAUACUGAUAAACUGCUGGUCAAAGCAACACAACAUGGAGUGUUUGUUGAGUUGAAACAAUAUGUAUGAAUGAUGUAAGAUGACUUGGGGGCAAAAAUAGAUUUUGUGUCCGAAAUUGCGGCUUGAGACAAUCGUUUUUCAAUGGGGGUCAUCCGUUGACGGAUGAUGGACAACUGAGAUAAUUGUCUGUAAAAAGAAAAACGUUGACUUAAAUUUAACCUUUGACAGACAAAAACUGACAAUGAUGAAUUCAUAUGUUUUCUUUAUACGUCUCUGUGUGGCCUCAGCCUGAAUGAUGUAGGAUGUCUUAUGUAUGUGUGUGUGUGUGUGUGUGUGUUUACAGGAAGAAUUGGACGUCGUCCUGGACAGUCCUCCAGGGCUCCUCGCUACUAUUCGCUAAAGGCCAGGGGGGCGGGACCAGCUGGGUGAGUAGUGUCAAUCUGCUACUGUACUCUACACUAGAGUGUUCAAACCAUAGAAAUAGAGUAGAACAGGAAUAGAACCUCUGACCAUGGCAAUUUCCCCCGUCCCUCUCUACAUCAAGCCAUAUUACCUUGGUGGCUCCUCCUUCGCUGAGCUGCUACUCUCGCUGCUAGGCAACUGGAGGCGCUCCUCGGUGGUCAAGCCCCACCCUGUCGUCUCCUCCUCCUAUCCCAUGCUGCCGCUCGUCCUCACAUGCCUCCUCCCAUUUGUCUAGAGCUGUAAAAUUCCAGUAUCAUUCCCAAAAUUCAGGAAAUCCAGAAUCCUUCAACCAGGAUUUUGGGGAAAGUUACUGGAAUUAUGCAACCCGAGACUGUCUGUCAUGCUGGCUGCUGCUCUGACUCCUCUGCCUGUUAUUGGUCAAUCCCAGACUUGGGGGCGAGCCGUAAAGGGAGUGGAGUGGACUCCUCCUUCAUGGGGUCAGGCUAGCUAGAGGAUGGCCUCUCUCUCCUCCAGUACCCAUGGUGCUCUAAGGCUAGAUUCAGUAAGGUGUAGGGUGUAGUCUCCAUCCCAAAUGGCACCCUUUUCCCUUUAUAGUGCACUACUUUUGACCAGGGCCCAUAGGAUUGGAAGAGUGUUGCAUGGUGGAGUGGUUUAUGGGCUGGGGGUGGCUGUGAUGUUUCUUUCAUGUAGGUUGGCAUGCUUGUAAAAGGAGGGGUAGGUCAGACAAUCAAGUCGAAGGGGUUCCAUGUAGGAAGGGAGGUUCAUAGGGCUCUGGUCUAAAGUAGUGUACUAUAUAGGCAGAAAAGAGAAAUACGCAAAAUAAUAUUUCGAUUCAGAGUAAUAAAGAAAUUGAAUAAUUUAUCUGAGCAAACCAGAAACCUUUCAAUAUAUAAAUGCAAACAAUACUUUAGAACCAUUUAAAUAUAAUAAAUUGGAAGGUUGUGCAUGACUAUGGUAGGUGAAGGAAUCAAUCUAUCUUUUCAGACUGUUAGAGUAUUUAUCUGGUCAAUAUGUCAGUGUAUUACUGUAUGUCUGUUUGUAAUAGUGUGUUAUAUGUGAAAAUGUGAUUGUAUUAUAAAUUGUAUUUUAAUGUUUAUGGACUCCAAUGAGGACUUAAAGAGAUCCUAAUAUAAUAACAACAACAACAACAACAAAAUAUAUAUAGGAAAUAGGGCACCAUUUGGGACAUAGACAUAGACUAGACAUAGACAGUGCUAACUGUGCCACUAGAGAUCCUGGUUCGAAUCCAGGCUCUGUCGCAGCCGGCCGCGACCGGGAGACUCAUGGGCGGCGCACAAUUGGCCCAGCGUCGUCCAGGGUAGGGGAGGGAAUGGCCGGCAGGGAUGUAGCUCAGUUGAUAGAGCAUGGCGUUUGUAACGCCAGGGUUGUGGGUUCGAUUCCCACAGGGGGCCAGUAUACAAAAAUAUGUAUUCACUAACUGUAAGUCGCUCUGGAUAAGAGCGUCUGCUAAAUGACUAAAAUGUAAAUGUAAAUGUAGACUAAACUCAAUGAUGCACCUGUUGUUUAGUAGUAGAUGACACUCUCUCUAACUUAGAUACAACAUUAUCCUAAGUAAUAUCUCACCAACAACACUGGAUUGACAGUGGGAUUGACAAGCUCCAUUGACACCACACUGUGGUGUGGUGUGUUUCUACACUAUAUAUACAAAGUAUGUGGACACCCCUUCAAAUUAAUCGAUUUGGCUAUUUCAGCCACACCCAUUGCUGACAGGUGUAUAAAAUUGAGCACACAGCCAUGCCAUCUCCAUAGACAAACAUUGGCAGUAAAAUGGCCUUACUGAAGAGCUCAGUGACUUUCAACGUUGCACCGUCAUAGGAUGCCACCUUUCCAACAAGUCAGUUCAUCAGAUUACUGCCCUGCUAGAGCUUCCCGGUCAACUGUACGUGCUGUUAUUGUGAAGUGGAAACGUCUAGGAGCAACAACAGCUCAGCCGCGAAGUGGUAGGCCACACAAGCUCACAGAACGGGACCGCUGAGUGCUGAAGCUCACUGCCGAGUUCCAAACUGCCUCUGGAAGCAAUGUCAGCACAAUAACUGUUCGUCGGUUUCCAUGGCCGAGCAGGCACACACAAGCCUAAGAUCAACAUGCGCAAUGCCAAGCGUCGGCUGGAGUGGUGUAAAGCUUGCCGCCAUUGGACUCUGGAGCAGUGGAAACACGUUCUCUCGAGUGAUGAAUCACGCUUCACCAUCUGGCAGUCCGACGGACAAAUCUGGGUUUGGCUGAUGCCAGGAGAACGCUACCUGCCCGAAUGCAUGGUACCAACUCUAAAGUUUGGUGGAGGAGGAAUAAUGGUCUAGGGCUGUUAUUCAUGGUUCGUGUAGGCCCCUUAGUUCCAGUGAAGGGAAAUCUUAACGAUACAGCAUACAAUGACAUUCUAGAAGAUUCUGUGCUUCCAACUUUGUGGCAACAGUUUGGGGAAGGCCCUUUCCUGUUUCAGCAUGACAAUGCCCCCGUGCACAAAGCGAGGUCCAUACAGAAAUGGUUUGUCGAGAUCGGUGUGGAAGAACUUGACUGGCCUGCACAGAGCCCUGACCUGAAUUGGAACGCCGACUGCGAGCCAGGCCAAAUCGCCCAACAUCAGUGCCCGACCUCACUUAUUCUCUUGUGGCUGAAUGUAAGCAAGUCCCCGCAGCAAUAUUCCAACAUCUAGUGAAAAGCCUUCCCAGAAGAGUGGAGGCUGUUAUAGCAGCAAAGUGGGGACCAACUCCAUAUCCAUGAUUUUGGAAUGAGAUGUUCGACGAGCAGGUGUCCACAUACUUUUUGGUCAUGUAGUGUACUUGUUUCUCCCUGUAGUUUGGAGGCAGUCAGUCCAAGCCAGAGUUUACUGUGGACCUGAGAGGAGGAUCUAUAGAGUGGGCUUCCAAGGACAAGUCCAGCAAGAAGCAUGUCAUAGAGGUGAGUGAGCUCCUACACACAAUUCAAACAGCUUGAAUAUGUCCCCUUGGACAAUUCUGUUAAGGCUAUAGCAUUGCCUCAGACAUAUACAAUGGUAGCACCACAUGACAGGGAGGAUUAUUUCAUGUUGGAGUAAUGUCUUAGUGUUAAAAAACUCAACAACUUUGUCUCCUCCUGCAGCUGAAAACCCAUCAGGGCACAGAGCUGCUGAUCCAGUCAGAGAAUGACAGCAUCAUCAACGACUGGUACAGAGCACUAAUGGACACCGUCAGCACACACGUGAGUCUACACAAACACACACACGACACAUACACACACACACACAACACAAAUCUGAUUCAUCGUAAUGUUUGUCACAAUAUCCACUAAGUGGCAGAGCUGGCAUGUUUUGUCAUUGGGCCUUGAUGGUAUUGCCAGCCCAAAGGUAGCCUACCUGUUUCUGACUGUCCCCUUCCUGUUUCCCUGUUUGUGUGUUACCUACCAUACUGUAGGCCUGGGAGUCAGAUGAGGCCAUAGAGGUGGACAUGCCAGAGUCUCCUGGAGCUGAGAAACAAGACAAAGAGAAAGACCACAGAGACUCUAUGAGCAGAGGUUAGUGCAGCCUGUCUGUCUCUGUCUGUCUCUGUCUGUCUCUGUCUGUCCCUGUCUGUCCCUGUCUGUCCCUGUCUGUCCCUGUCUGUCUCUGUCUGUCUGUUACCCUAAACCAAACCCUCACAUGUGUGUUUGAGAUCGUUCAUCUUUGUUAACCAAGGAUGCUAUUGUUGAUCAUCAUGUGUGUCAGUGUGUUAAAUCAUCUCCCAUUGCCAUUUGUCUACAGAAGAUGUUGAUGAUCAUUUAUUGUGUUAAGUUGUUAAUAAUACGGUAAAAUCCCAUUUGUUAUUAGUCUAUAGCCAUGAAACCUGUCAGUGUUUCUAGAGUUAGUAGAAAAUGUGUCAUCUGAACGUCUGUUGUCAUUGGUCUGUAGCCAUGAAGGGUCCCACCAGUAUGGACACGUCAGAUGACAAGAAGACCAGACACAAGCUUAUGAAGUUCCUCACACGCAGACCCACUCUGCAAGCGGUCAGAGACAAGGGCUACAUCAAAGGUAUUACAGAGAGACAGCACUGAACCAUAUAAAUAAAAACACUAGAAUGGGGAUAGCCUCUCAGACCACAGCAAAUGGACUUCAUCCUUAUGGGUACACUCCAGGGUUGGGGUCAAUUCUGAAUUGAGUUGAGAAUUGGUCUUUCAAUUGUAAUUAUUUAAUUUGAAUUGGCCACACCCCACAGGAAGCAGAAUAUGAAUUUAAUUCAAUCAUCCUCCUAAACAUUUUUAUAAUUACAGUGGUCUGGAAAUAUUCUAAGAUCAUUUUGUAGGUUGUUUAUAAUAAUUCAUUAUUCACUUGCAUGUUAUUAUAAAAAAUAUAUAUAUAUUUCCCAGGAUGCAUUAACAAACACUCCAGACUGGAAAGUAUCAACCUAACAUCGAAUGAAAAAAAUACAAACAAAAUACUGUUUACAUUUUAAUCAUUUAGCAGACACACUUAUCCAGAGUGACUUACAGUUAGUGAGUGCAUACAUUUUUUUUUCAUACUGGUCCCCCGUGGGAAACGAACCCACAACCCUGGCGUUGCAAACGCAUUGCUCUACCAACUGAGCUACACGUGACCACUUGUUUGACAUCUUUGAGUUAGAAUCAAACUAAUAUUUUCUUUAUUAAGAGGUGGCAGAUGCGUUUGGCAAAAUAUUUGUCAAAGGAAUGAGAGUCAUAUGUUUCAUGUCUCAGUUACAUUUAUUUGUAUUGGUUUGAAUUAAAUUCUACUUAUUUUAAUUUAAAUUUGAUUCAAAUUCUGCUUCCUGUGGACUGUGGCCAAUUCAAAUUAGAAUUUCAUUUCAUGGGUCGAAUUGAAUUAAAUUCAGGAAUUCCAAAUUGACCCCAACCCUGGUACACUCAGUAUAGCUGACAUGGUGAUGUCCAUUCUAGUGAUUCUAUUUCUAUGCAGAGAACUUUACCACACGUGCACAAUUAGGACUCCAUUUUGGCAAUGGCAAACUAAAUCCGUGCCGUUGUGUUAAAGAUAGAAUAGCCUUUGUUUUCCAGUAGCGGAGUACUUUGGACCUCUAUAAAAAUAACCCUGUCCCUGUCUGUUUGUCUCAGACCAGGUGUUUGGCUGCAGUCUGAGUGACCUCUGUCGGAGAGAGAACGCGUCCGUGCCAAGUUUCGUCACAAUGUGCAUCGACCACGUGGAAAACAAUGGUAUGUGUGCUCGGUAACACUUUACUUGACACCUAACGUCAUAGCACGUUAUGACACGUUAUCAUAAUAUGUCAUAACAGCUGGCCUAAGUUGUCAUAACCUGUCAUAAUAUGGUCAUAACACUGUCAUGUAACAUAUAUUUAGACCUGCUGUGACAUAAAUUGUGUCAAAACCCAUAAAUCCUACCACACAGGGUAAUACAUUCCAUUACACUACAGCCUACUUGUCAAUAGUAUUUUAUUUCUGAAAUUGACCAUAUGAAAUUACCAUUGUAAUUACGCACACAUUGAUGUCAGACAUGUACCUACCCCAAUGCUCUGUUGCUGAUGACUGGAAUGAAUGCAAGAUCAGAUUUCAGGAUCAGGACAAGACACCCUCUUUAUGACUGAUGUCUGACAUAAGGGCAUGUACGUGAUAGGCCUAUCAGGCUUAUAUGAUUAUGAUAGUCAUAAUGCUUUAUGACAGUGUCAUAAAGUGUAUUUUCUUAGUCCAGGUAAAGUGACACAGGAUGGUCAUAAUGCUUCUUGACAGUCUCAUAAAGUGCAUUUUCUUAGUCUAAGUAAAGUGACACAGGAUGGUCAUAAUUCUUCAUGACAGUGUCAUAAAGUGUAUUUUCUAAAAAUAUGAUUAAAAAAACAUGACUGUAAAGAAUUCAUUUCAACAACGACAAAGUAUUUAAGAAACAAACUUUGAAACGAAAGGAAACCACUUGGCAGGAAAAAAACACAUUUGAAUAAAUGUGUGUUUUACAUUUAAGUCAUUUAGCAGACGCUCUUAUCCAGAGCGACUUACAAAUUGGUGCAUUCAACUUAGGAUAGCCAGUGGGACAACCACAUCUUGAUCACAGUAAGUACACUUCUUCAAACAAGCAGCUGUGAGCAAAGUCAGUGCAAUCAGGGACAACUACAUCUCGAUCACAAUAAGUACAUUUCUUUAAACAUGUCAGUGCUAGCAGGUGAAAUAAGUCAGGUGUUAGUUUAGACAAAAGACAGUGGUAGUAAAGGGGGGGGUAGAAGGAUUACUAUUAUACUAUUCCAGGUAUUCCUUAAAGAGGUAGGGUUUCAAGUGUCUCCGGAAGGUGGUCAGUGACUCCGCUGUCCUGGCGUCGUGGGGGAGCUUGUUCCACUAUUGGGGUGCCAGAGCAGCAAAUAGCUUUGACUGGGCUGAGCAGGAACUGUGCUUCCGUAGAGGUAGGGGGGCUAGCAGGCCAGAGGUGGAUGAACGUAGUGCCCUCGUUUAGGUGUAGGGUCUGAUCAGAGCCUGAAGGUAAGGAGGUGCCGUUCCCCUCACAGCUCCGUAGGCAAGCACCAUGGUUUUGUAGUAGAUGCAAGCUUCAACUGGAAGCCAGUGGAUUGUGCGGAGGAGCGGGGUGACGUGAGAGAACUUGGGAAGGUUGAACACCAGACGGGCUGCAGCGUUCUGGAUAAUUUGCAGGGGUUUAAUGGCACAGGCAGGGAGCCCAGCCAACAGCGAGUUGCAGUAUUCCAGACGGGAGAUGACAAGUGCCUGGAUUAGGACCUGUGCCGCUUUCUGUGUAAGGUAGGGUCGUACUCUGCGAAUGUUGUAGAGCAUGAACCUGCAGGAUCGGGUCACCGCUUUGAUGUUAGCAGAGAACGACAGGGUGUUGUCCAGGGUCACGCCAAGGUUCUUUGCACUUUGGGAGGAGGACACAAUGGAGUUGUCAACCGUGAUGGCGAGAUCAUGGAGCGGGCAGUCCUUCCCCGGGAGGAAGAGCAGCUCCGUCUUGCCGAGGUUCAGCUUGAGGUGGUGGUCCGCCAUCCACAUUGAUAUGUCUGCCAGACAUGCAGAGAUGUGAUUCGCCACCUGGUUAUCAGAAGGGGGAAAGGAGAAAAUUAAUUGAGUGUCGUCUGCGUAGCAAUGAUAGGAGAGACCAUGUGAGGAUAUGACAGAGCCAAGUGACUUGGUGUAUAGAGAGAAUAGGAGAGGGCCUAGAACUGAGACCUGGGGGGACACCAGUGGUGAGAGCACGUGGUGCGGAGACAGAUUCUCGCCACGCCACCAAGUAGGAGUGACCUGUCAGGGAGGAUGCAAUCCAAGAGUGAACAGCGCCGGAGAUGCCCAACACGGAGAGGGUGGAGAGGAGGAUCUGAUGGUUCACAGUAUCAAAGGCAGCAGAUAGGUCUAGAAGGAUAAGAGCAGAGGAGAGAGAGUUAGCUUUGGCAGUGCGGAGAGCCUCCGUGACACAGAGAAGAGCAGUCUCAGUUGAAUGACCAGUCUUGAAACCUGACUGGUUAGGAUCAAGAAGGUCAUUCUGAGAGAGAUAGCAGGAGAGUUGGCUAGAGACGUCACGCUCAAGAGUUUUGGAGAGAAAAUAAAGAAGGGAUACUGGUCUGUAGUUGUUGACAUCGGAGGGAUCGAGUGUAGGUUUUUUGAGGAGGGGUGCAACUCUCGCCCUCUUGAAGACGGAAGGGACAUAGCCAGCGGUCAAGGAUGAGUUGAUGAGCGAGGUGAGGUAAGGGAGAAGGUCUCCGGAAAUGGUCUGGAGAAGAGAGGAGGAGAUAGGGUCAAGCGGGCAGGUUGUUGGGCGGCCGGCCGUCACAAGUCGCAAGAUUUCAUCUGGAAAGAGAGGGGAGAAAGAAGUCAAAGCAUAGGGUAGGGCAGUGUGAGCAGGACCAGUGGUGUCAUUUGACUUAAUAAAUGAGGAUCGAAUGUCGUCAACCUUCUUUUCAAAAUGGUUGAUGAAGUCAUCCACAGAGAGGGAGGAGGGAGGGGGAGGAGGAGGAGGAUUCAGCAGGGAGGAGAAGGUGGCAAAGAGCUUCCUAGGGUUAGAGGCAGAGGCUUGAAAUUUUGAGUGGUAGAAAGUGGCUUUGCAGCAGAAACAGAGGAAGAAAAAGUAGAGAGGAGGGAGUGAAAAGAUGACAGGUCCGCAGGGAGUCUAGUUUUCCUCCAUUUCCGCUCGGCUGCCCGGAGCCCUGUUCUGUGAGCUCGCAAUGAGUCGUCAAGCCACGGAGCAGGAGGGGAGGACCGAGCCGGCCGGGAGGAUAGGGGACAUAGAGAGUCAAAAGAGGCAGAAAGGGAGGAGAGGAGGGUUGAGGAGACAGAAUCAGGAGACCGGAGGGAGAAGGAUUUAGCAGAGGGAAGAGAUGAUAGGAUGGAAGAGGAGAGAGUAGCGGGAGAGAGAGAGCGAAGGUUGCGACGGCACAUUACCAUCUGAGUAGGAGCGGAGUGAGUAGUGUUGGAGGAAAGUAAGAGAGAAAAGGAUACAAAGUAGUGAUCGGAGACUUGGAGGGGAGGUGCAGUGAGAUUAGUAGAAGAACAGCAUCUAGUAAAGAUGAGGUCAAGCGUAUUGCCUGUCUUGUGAGUAGGGGGGGACGGUGAGAGGGUGAGGUCAAAAGAGGAAAGGCAGACGUCGGCAGGUUAAAGUCACCCAGAACUGUGAGGGGUGAGCCAUCCUCAGGAAAGGAACUUAUCAAGGCGUCAAGCUCAUUGAUGAACUCUCCAAGGGAACCUGGAGGGCGAUAAAUGACAAGGAUGUUAAGCUUGAAUGGGCUAGUGACUGUGACAGCAUGGAAUUCAAAUGAGGAGAUAGACAGAUGGGUCAGGGGGAAAAUAGAUAAUGUCCACUUGGGAGAGAUGAGGAUUCCUGUGCCACCGCCGCGCUGACCAGAUGCUCUCGGGGUAUGCGAGAACACAUGAUCAGACGAGGAAAGAGCAGUAGGAGAAGCAGUGUUUUCUGUGGCAAUCCAUGUUUCCGUCAGCGCCAAGAAGUCGAGAGACUGGAGGGUAGCAUAGGCUGAGAUGAACUCUGCCUUGUUGGCCGCAGAACAGCAGUUCCAGAAGCUGCCGGAGACCUGGAACUCCACGUGGUUUGUGCGCGCAGGGACCACCAGAUUAGAGUGGUAGCAGCCACGCGGUGUGAAGCGUUUGUAUGGCUUGUGCAGAGAGGAGAGAACAGGGAUAGACAGACACAUAGUUGACAGGCUAGAGAAAAGGCUACAAUAAUGCAAAAGAGAUUGGAAUGAAAUUAACUAAACAUCUGGGGAAGCGAGAGAGCGUCCCUCGACUAACUCCCGCAGAACAACUUGGCAGAACUGUCUUUGUUUCAGGGACAGUCUUCGUUUUGGGGACAGCUGCCGCAGACAGCUGCCACUGAACAAAGAGUUUGUGCUAAUAACACUAAGCUAAUUGCCUAGCACAAGUGUAGCCACUCCCCCUCCUAUUGAGUUGUAAUCUGCAGAGAACAAAAGAAGUGGCUGGACCUGCUUCCAGUGUGAACGGGUAGCAAUCGCUUCUUAAGCAGACUGGGUAGCUUACUAACUAUGACAGACAGACAGAACCAACACAGUUUACAAGUUCAAACAAUUCUACUUACAGAAUCAAGCAGGAUCCUUCCAAGACUAUUAGUUGACGCUCUUAUGUAGGUGUCAUAACCAGCCAUAAAAUAACGCAAUAUAUGUCACAACAGGUGUAAAUAUAUGGGUCAUGGCAGUGUUAUGACCAUAUUAUGACAGGUUAUGUCAGCUGUUAUGACAGAUUAUGACAUGGUUAUGAACGUGUCAUUACGUGUUAUGACGCUAGGUGUCAAGUAAAGUGUUACCGUGUGCUCCUGUGUCUGUCUGUGUCUGUCUGUUGGUUGUCUCUCAUUCUGAUGGUGUGAUGAUAUUAGCAGGAAAAAUAAAGGCUUACCAGGCACUCUAAACAGAUAGUUGCAAUUUAAAAGCCUUUGUUGAGUUUGCAUAUCCAUGAAGGAACGUUAAAACAAUGCAAACAAUUGGGCUACUGCCAACGGUUGUGUGAUGGUGGCGCUCAUCUGUGUUCCUCUGUCUGUAGCUCUGAAUGUGGACGGGCUGUACAGAGUGAGUGGGAACCUGGCGGUCAUCCAGAAACUACGCUUCGCCGUCAAUCAUGGUAGGUACUAUUGCUACUGCCCUCCUCUCUCACUCUCUCUCUCUCUCUCUCUGUAUACUGCAACUAGGCUUGCAAAGUUCUGGUAACUUUACCACAAAAUCCCCUGGUUUUGCAGAUUUCCCGGUUAGAGUAUUCAGGAUUUCCUGCUUAUUCCCUCCAACCAGAUUUUAGGAAAGUUACCAGAACUGUGCAACUCUAACUGCAAGCCUGUAUACGUGUACCUAUAGCGUACACUCUACAUAGUACACUGAAUAACCCUGUGUCUUUAUCUGUGUGUGUGUGUAGAUGAGAAGGUGGACCUUGAGGAGGGAAAAUGGGAAGAUAUCCACGUGACUACGGGAGCGUUGAAGAUGUUCUUUAGAGAGCUACCUGAACCGCUCUUCACUUACAACUUAUUCCAUGACUUUGUCAACGCCAUCAGUGAGUACACUGUACCAUUAAUUGAAAAUUUUCUUAAUUUAUCAUCAUUAGUGACAUUACAAGUGUGCUAUUACUUAAUGUUGAUGAAGGAAGGUUGUUACUACUGUAAAUACAUGGCGUACAUGUCAUUCAGUUAUUCGAUCUGGGAUGGGCAACUGGCCCUCGGAUCAAUUCCCCCCCCAAUACACAAGGUGCAAAUUUCGAAAUUUGCUUGUGCAUCAGCAGUUUUUGUCUUGUUAUGUCAGUCACUGAUAGUCAGUCAAUUUGACCAUGUCAGCUAACAUUUUUUAGAUUGCUAAAUUAGUUUAGGUGCCAGCUAUUUAAACUUGUUAUCAUGGUCGAAUUACCGGCUGGGGGCCCCCCAUCAAAGUUGCCCAUUCCCUGUAUUAGAUCCAUCCAGUGUGUUGUUUCUGAACGUGAAGCAUGUUGUUAUGUAUGUGGCUGUGUGAGACUUGUACAGUAUAUAUGACAUGGGUAAUGUGCAAUGUACAGUAUGUAUUGUGAGUAUGCAUUAUUUUUAUUUUGUAUGCGGCUGUACAUUUUUACAUUUAACAUUUUAGUCAUUUAGCAGACGCUCUUAUCCAGAGCAACUGCAUUCGUCUUAAGAUAGCUAGGUGGGACAACCACACACUGUAUCACAGUCAUAGUAAGUACAGGUCAGAGCUACACUGAACAUAGAGUUGAUCAGGCUGUUGAUUGUGGUCUGUGAAAUCUUGUCCCACUCCUCUUCAAUGCUUGUGCAAAGUUGCUGGAUAUUGCUGGAUAUAACUGGAACACGCUGUCUUACACGUAGAUCCAGAGCAUCCCAAACAUGCUCAAUGGGUGACAUGUCUGGUGAGUAUGCAGGCCAUGGAAGACCUGGGACAUUUUCAGCUUCCAGGAAUUGUGUACAGAUUCUUGCGACAUGGGGCUGUGCAUUAUCAUGCUGAAACAUGAGGUGAUGGCGGCAGAUGAAUAGCACGACAAUGGGCCUCAGGAUCUCGUCACGGUGUCUCUGUGCAUUCAAAUUGCCAUCAAUAAAAUGCAAAUGUGUUCAUUGUCCAUAGCUUAUGCCAGCCCAUACCAAACUCCACGGCCACCAUGAGGCACUCUGUUCACAACGUUGACAUCAGCAAACUGCUCGCCCACACGACGCCAUGCACACUGUCUUCCAUCUGCCUGGUAUAGUUGGAAGGUGAGCAUUUGCCAACCAUAGUCAGUUACGAUGCCAAACUGCAGUCAGGUCAAAAUCCUGGUGAGGACGGCGAGCACGCAGAUGAGCUUCCCUGAGACGGUUUCUGACAGUUUGUCCAGAAAUUCUACGGUUGUGCAAACCCACAGUUUCAUCAGCAGUCCGAUUUGCUGGUCUCAGACGAUCCCGCAGGUGAAGAAACCGGAUGUGGAGGUCCUGGGCUGGCGUGGUUACACGUGGUCUGCGGAUGUGAGGUCGGUUGGACGUGCUGCCAAAUUCUCUAGAAUGACGUUGGAGGCGGCUUAUGGUAGAGAAAUGAACAUUCAAUUCUCUGGCAGCAGCUCUGGUGGACAUUCCUGCAGUCAGCAUACCAAUUGCACCCUCCCUCAAAACUUGAGACAUCUGUGGCAUUGUGUUGUGUGACAAAACUGCACAUUUUUGUGGCCUUUUAUUGUCCCAGCACAAGGUGCACCUUUGUAAUGAUCAUGCUGUUUAAUCAGCUUCUUGAUAUGCCACACCUGUCAGGUGGAUGCAUUAUCUUGGCAAAGGAGAAAUGCUCACUAACGGUGCAUUUCUGGGUUAUUUUAUUUAAUCUCAUGAAACAUGUAGAGGGGAGUGAAGUGCGGCUGUUAGUUCAUGAAAGGCUUUUUUGUUUUGUUUUUACUGUGUCUAAGACCAUUUUCUUCUGUAAUGUUUGUCCUAUCUUCCUGCUAAACAGAGAUGCCAGACUACAUGCAGCGUGUCCAGUCUAUCAAGGAGCUGGUCAAACAGUUGCCAAAACCUAACCAGGACACCAUGCAGGCCCUCUUCAAACACCUCAGG
Molecule: messenger RNA, 16271 nt
Organism: Coregonus sp. 'balchen'
Lineage: Eukaryota; Metazoa; Chordata; Actinopteri; Salmoniformes; Salmonidae
Source: the annotation of a GenBank genome assembly